AUGGAUUUGGCUUUUCAGCUGCUGGCGGCAGCGGCAGCGUUUCUGCUGCAGGGCUGCGAAAUUAUGGAGAACAUUCAGGCGGCAACUGGCGUGGGCCAGAGCAAUGCGGGCCAGAGAAAUGCGAGCGCCGGCGAGACGAAGUCGGCAGUGCCCGCAGUGCCGCUGGCUGCGGGCAUGUGGGGGGGGGACCUGCGCCUAUUGGUGGACGUGUCGCCGGGCUCCGACGCCUCCAGCCCCAAGCAGAGGCUUGUCUUGGAUACAGGCUCGUCAACCUUGGCCUUCUGCAGUAAAGCGCUGACGACGCAGCCGCAGUACCAGCAAACAAGCUACAUCUCCUGCAACAUCUACAACCCCGGCGGCACUGCCACUGGCUACUGGGGUCCCUUUGUGAAGGGCCCGGUGCUUCUUGGUGGCUUCCAGCUGGAUGCGGACUACAGCAUCAUGGCGCAGGAGCUGAACAUGCCAUGCACCCAGGGCCUGCAGGGCAUCUUCGGCAUUGCGUUCAGGCAGCUGGACUCCGCCUACCACGCCGAGCAGUCGCCGGACUGGCCGACUGCGCAGGAGUCAAGGUCUGGGUCGCCGGGCACCUCCCUCAGCUGUCCGAAGCAGCCGGCGGGUGUGGAGCCGUCGCCGCUGAUCUCCAACCUGAGGUCGAUGGGCGGGGAGCAGAUUGGCAUCUACUGGUCUGGGCAACAAGGAGAUGAGGCGGGCAGCCUCUACUUGGGCGAGGCGGCCACGCUCAACCAGCACUAUGAUGCCAGUUCUGCCCUGGGCCCUGCACAGCUAGGCGAGCUGGGCUGGUAUGACAUCCAGGUGCAAUCCAUUACUGUGGGCAGCCAGAGCUUCACAGACUUGGAGUGCGACCCCAGCCGGGGCAAGACGUGCAUCAUGGACACCGGCACCCCUGCCAUCGUGGUGCCCGAGGAGGUCUUCAAUUACGCCCAGAUCUCCGGGGGGUCGCUGACCUUUCAGCUGGCAGGCGCAGGAGGAGCUCCCACCCUGCUGCAGUUCGACCUGCAGGCGCUGCGGCAGGCGAAUGCGCUGAUGAAGGCGAACUCAGACGACGGCAUGAUCCUGGGCCUGCCACUCUGGAUGUUCUACUAUACCGUCUUCGACAUUGGCCAGAAAACAGCAUACUUCGUGCCCACCUCGAACAGCGCGAUGCCGGCGCCGGUGCCAGCGGAAGAGCCGCAGCCAGGCAGCGGAGGCGACAGCCCUUGGAACCCACAGCCUGCCGGCGACAGCCCUUGGAACCCACAGCCUGCCGGCGACAGCCCUUGGAACCCACAGCCUGCCGGCGACAGCCCUUGGAACCCACAGCCUGCCGGCGACAGCCCUUGGAACCCAUUCCCGCUGCCUGGCGGCGUUUGGCUCGAGGACAAUGCCACGGACCCGGAGAACACCACGGAGCCCGUGGAGGAGGACGGCCGCAAGUUAUCUUCGGCAAUCCAUGUCUGA
Messenger RNA from Effrenium voratum, 1458 nucleotides. NCBI's taxonomy places the organism in Eukaryota, Dinophyceae, Suessiales, Symbiodiniaceae. The record is from the annotation of a GenBank genome assembly.